AACACUGUUUAGCUCGUACCGCGGGAGUACCGUAUCGACCAAAACCUUUUCCUUCCAUUGAGCUUUGUUUUUUUUUGAAUUUAAUAAUAACCGAUUUUAUUUGCUGUUAAGUAUGGCUGAAGCGGAACUUAAUAUUGAUUCAGUUAUAGCUCGUCUUCUAGAAGCUCGAGGAAAACCUGGCAAGCCUGUUCAGAUGACAGAGGCUGAAGUUCGUGGACUUUGUGUCAAAUCUCGUGAAAUAUUCUUGAGUCAGCCUAUUUUAUUAGAGCUUGAAGCUCCAUUAAAAAUAUGUGGUGAUAUACAUGGCCAGUAUUCAGACCUUUUACGUUUAUUCGAAUAUGGUGGCUUUCCUCCAGAGGCUAAUUAUUUAUUUCUUGGUGACUAUGUAGAUAGAGGAAAACAAUCACUUGAGACAAUUUGUUUGCUUUUGGCAUAUAAAAUAAAAUACCCUGAAAACUUCUUUUUGCUAAGAGGAAACCACGAAUGUGCAAGUAUUAACAGAAUAUAUGGCUUUUAUGACGAAUGUAAGCGUCGUUUUAGCAUAAAAAUUUGGAAAACAUUUACUGAUUGCUUUAACUGCUUACCUAUUGCUGCUAUUGUUGACGAAAAGAUAUUUUGUUGCCAUGGAGGCCUCUCACCUGAUUUGCAGUCUAUGGAACAAAUCAGAAGAAUAAUGCGACCUACAGAUGUCCCUGAUACAGGUCUUCUAUGUGAUUUACUUUGGUCGGAUCCUGAUAAAGAUAUUCAAGGAUGGGGAGAAAACGACAGAGGGGUUUCGUUUACGUUUGGAGGUGACGUUGUUGCACGUUUCUUAAAUAGGCAUGAUUUGGAUCUUAUAUGUCGAGCUCAUCAGGUUGUCGAAGAUGGUUAUGAAUUCUUUGCGAAACGUCAGUUAGUGACAUUAUUCUCAGCACCUAAUUAUUGUGGAGAGUUUGACAAUGCUGGUGGAAUGAUGAGUGUUGAUGAUACAUUAAUGUGUUCUUUUCAAAUAUUAAAGCCAGCUGAAAAGAAAGCAAAAUAUCAAUAUGGUGGAUUGAAUUCUGGUCGUCCCAUCACGCCGCCUCGUAACCAGACGCAGAACAAAAAAGCUAAGGGUGCGAAAUGAAGAUUUAAUUAAAAUAUCCAUGGUUGCAGUACACAUUCUGAACGAUUAAAAACGUUUUGACCAUUUACGUAUUAUAUAUUUUAAGAAAUUCGUGACCGAUAAUCGAUUUUCUUAUCAAUUUUUGUAUUUGCUUUUCAUAAAAUUUGGGUUUUGUGAAAUUCGUUGUAGAGUUUCGUUCUUAUAUUAAAAAUGUAGUAUAUAGUUGAGUCUGCAAUGAUAACAUUAAAUUUUUUGUGUGAUUUCAACCAAAUUUUUUAUAUGCAAAGGAAAUCUACGUGUUUGGUUUGGGACGGGUCAGCGCCGCAAAGCUACACCCAUGAUCAUGUUAUAAAUUAUACCAAAAUUCUUCGAGCUUUCUUUUGACCACUUUCUAUAAACCUGCUUCUGUAAAAAAGUUUUGUGGCGCUGCACCUAUGUAAUUUAAUUCCUUUUCACCGAUUGUUAUUGUAAGGAAAUUGUUUACACAAAGUUCAUUUAGUUUAUGCUAUGUAUAUUAUAUGCUGUUGUUUUUAUCUCUUUCAUUGAAAUCGAAAAUAAUUUUAUUUUAAAAA
This is a messenger RNA of Hydra vulgaris (swiftwater hydra), 1656 nucleotides long. Its product is annotated as serine/threonine-protein phosphatase PP1-beta catalytic subunit. Gene Ontology annotation, molecular function: protein serine/threonine phosphatase activity. The record is from RefSeq and is a predicted model, not a curated record. Gene Ontology annotation, biological process: regulation of circadian rhythm; circadian regulation of gene expression. Lineage: Eukaryota; Metazoa; Cnidaria; Hydrozoa; Anthoathecata; Hydridae. Gene Ontology annotation, cellular component: nucleus; cytoplasm.